Molecule: messenger RNA, 705 nt
Organism: Penicillium cinerascens
Lineage: Eukaryota; Fungi; Ascomycota; Eurotiomycetes; Eurotiales; Aspergillaceae
Product: ankyrin repeat domain-containing protein
Exons: 2
Coding region: 1-705 (234 amino acids)
Molecular function (GO): protein binding
Source: RefSeq, a predicted model, not a curated record
AUGCUCUCAGCUGCAUCGAAAUUUUAUCAGAGAAGCCUGAGCUACGCCUCUAGCAAAGUGGAAGACAUGGAUAUCAAGAAAAUAUUCGAAGAACUCAUCAAUCGUGGUGCUGACGCCAUGGCGCAAGCCAACGAUGGCAAAACACCUCUACACUACGCUGUGCGCGCUAGCUCACAUGUUUACGUUGAGCUGCUUCUGGACAACGGAGCUGGUCCCAUCCAACCAGACAGCAACGGAGACACUGCCCUUCACCACUUCGUCCAGACCACGUAUAAAUGGAACGAGGCUCUGUUCAAACGAUUCCUUGAAGCCGGAGUCGACAUCAACACUCGAAACGACAGAGGAGAAACACCACUUUUUAAGUUCAUUCAAGUCGGCAACGAGCGGCUAUGCGGCAGUCCUGGAGAGAAGACGUACAAGACCCCGACAUUCAACUUCUUCGAAGAUUCAGGUGCUGACAUCUUUGUGCGGAACAAUGAUGGGUCGACAUUGCUUCAUAUUCUCGCGGGCAUAGCACCUAAGAUGUUGCACUUGGGAAACGGCCUAAUAUCUACUUCGGUAGGCGUGAGGCGAUUUAAGCGUUUGAUGGAAUCAGGGUUGGAUCCUAUGGCUGAGGAUGGGAUGCAAAGGACAAGUGUAGAUGUUGCGGCUGCUUGUGGGAAUGAGCAUGUUCUGAAGUUGUUUGAGAGGAAGCCGAUGGAGUAG